Blumeria graminis f. sp. triticale is the source of this 774-nucleotide messenger RNA. The record is from the annotation of a GenBank genome assembly. NCBI's taxonomy places the organism in Eukaryota, Fungi, Ascomycota, Leotiomycetes, Helotiales, Erysiphaceae.
AUGCCUCUCGAUACUUCAACUUACUCACUUGCGCUAUUAAGGUUGGACGGUAGACGAUGGAAUGAACUCCGAAGGAUCUCUGCUCAGAUCAGUACUCAACCUUCGGCUGAUGGAUCCUCCUAUUUAGAAAUGGGCAAUACAAAAAUUAUCUGUACGAUCACUGGUCCAUCUGAUGGAAAAGCUACAACAAGGCUAGCAUCAACAAAUGUCGGUGGAGUGGACAGGGCGGAUAUACAAGUUGCUAUAAACAUUGCGGGAUUUAGUGGUGUGGAUCGAAAACGAAAGGCAAAAAAUGACAAGCGGCUUACAGAGAUGCAAACAAUCAUUGCGAACGCCUUUGCUGAAUCUCUCUUCACAAAUCACUACCCUUUUAGCACUAUCAGCAUAAAUCUUGAUAUUCUAUCUCAAGACGGUUCAAUUCUAGCGGCACUUAUCAACGCAUCGACAUUGGCCCUUAUUGAUUCCGGCAUUCCGAUGCGUGAUUACAUCAGUGCGUGUACGGCAGGAUCAACCUCGUCGUACUCUUCCAAUGAUGAAGCAGCUGAUCCAAUACUUGACCUGAACAAUAUGGAAGAACAAGAACUACCUUCACUAACCGUAGCAACACUUGGUGCUUCAAAUGAUGUCUCUGUACUGAUGAUGGAGACUAAAGUUCAACUAGGUCGCUUCGAGGGAAUGCUCGCCGUGGCCUUGGAUGGCUGCAAGCAAGUCAGGAAGAUUCUCGAUGGAAUCGUAAGAGAGAAAGGUGCUAAGAUCCUUGGUAGCAAUUCAUAG